AUGUGUGUAAUUCGUGAGGACAUUUGCGACUGGCUGCAGCGCUAUGUUUUUAGCGAAGCUCAAGUUGCACCCCUUGAUGACCCCUGUGAUUUGCUUGAACGUCUCAAAUCUGGCGUCUGGCUUGCUCGUCUGGCUCACAAGCUUCACUUCAAGGUUGUCCUUGCUGCCAACCUGCCACGUACUCGCGGGGUCAAGGUCACCUCACGGGAGCACAAACUCUAUGCCAGUCUCCGAGGCACUGGGCCUAGUAACGCUUUAGGUCAGUUGACAGCUGAGAACCUACCGGCCUUUUCCCAGCCCCUAAAGCACGCUGCAGAGUCGCGCCUCUCUGAGUCCGAUGUGGCAACUAGAGGGUUCGCGCCUGUCCCUCUUGAUCACUCCUCCUUUGGUUCUACGCCUACUCUUAAUGAUUUUGGUAUGCGGUUGCGGAACCAUUGGACUGCUAGAGGAAAUAUCUCAGCGUUCUUGGAGUGGUGUCAUGGUCUGGGCAUUUCUGAGACGGUCCUGUUUGAAACCACUGGACUGGUAAACCGAACCGAGGAAAAGAACGUCCUCCUCACCUUAAUGGAUCUGGCUCGUCUAGCUAGUCGUUUUGGACUGGCAGAAUUGCCUGAGUUGGUACGCAUGGAACGCGAGAUCGAGGCGUUAGAGGCUGCUGCGGCGGCAGCGGCAGCGAGGACGUCAUCUUCAGUUGGAACAUUGGCCGAGGAGCACACCAAAGUGGAUGCCAGCGUCUACGCUUCUCGUGUUGCCGAGAGAAAACUCAGCAUGACUUCACUUGCCACAAGUCCAUCUCACUCACCUAAUUUCGCCUCCUCCUCCCUCUCCUCUCCCUCGUCUGAAAAUGACUUCUAUGAUUCCAGUAUUGCCUCAACUAACACAGAGCCAGUGGUUCGGUACUGCUCCACAAACACUGUUGGAACAACUGCAGUAGAGGUCUUAGUGGACGUUUCAACUGAGGCAGACGAGGCAAGUAGAGAGGACAAGUCGUUGAAUGGAGGAAAAACGGAUUCUUCCACUCUGGUAGAGCGAAUGAGUUUGGAUGGUACUUCGACCACUGCUACUAACAUCGCCAUGAUGUCAGAUGCGACUGACGCAUCCUGUCAGGCAAAAACACGUAAUAAGUCUCGAGGUUUAUCCGCCGGCAGGAAGUCCACCAAUAAUAAUGCAAACACGGUCACCGUCUUUGUUGACAUUGGUGAGAAUGGUGAUGCUGUGAACAAACCUACCAGAACAGCCACUCUGCCACCACUUAAGGGCUCCCAGACAACACCCAGAGCGAAGCCCCGGGCAGUCAGAAAGACACCCCUACCAAAGAACAACUUCGGCACCAACAGUCGUGUCGACGUUGUCAAGCGUUCCACUUCAGCUGCAGAUCUGCGAGACCUGGGGAAAUCGCAGUCCAAAAGAAGGAAUACAAGAGAGGGUCGUGAUGGGACGACACAAAGAGAGCGUCUAACGAAGUCGCAGGUUGAAACCAAGGCUGCGGCUACUGCCAAUAAAACAGCUUCAGCCAGUCAGCAAACUCGAUCCCGCAGUCAGGUGCGAGCCCCAUUGGCGGAUCGAAACCAGGUGGGCCGAACGGCGACAGCAAAAUCUCAGCCACCGCAUCCUCCUACCUCUGCCUCCUCCAAACUCUCCUCCGGUUUUGCCAGCCACUCCUCCUCCUGCUCGGAUCUUGCAGCUGAGGUGGACGUUAGUUGGGCUGAAUUCUACUUUCAUCCCGAUUUACCUCGGGACUGGAAAAAACUUGUGUAUUUCGUGCGAAAACAAACAGCUCACUGCACUUGCUGUGCUCGAAACCGACUGAUUCGUCUGGAUGAGGGUCGCUACCAGAUGGGCUCGAGGAUUUACUAUAUACGCCGAUUCCACGCUCACGUGAUGGUGCGUGUGGGAGGUGGGUGGUUGACCCUCCGCCAAUUCCUUGAUCGGUACGAUCCCUGUCGACAGAAGGAGGGUGAGCUGCAGAGCAUCACCUCCUCCAAUGCCCACAUCAAUGGGGAGGUAGGAACAACGGUUCGAGUGCCUGCCUCUGACAUCCUAAAGGAAUGGCCGUCUGAGGAGGUGCUGAAGACGAAUUCUCGAUGA
Molecule: messenger RNA, 2088 nt
Organism: Hydatigera taeniaeformis
Lineage: Eukaryota; Metazoa; Platyhelminthes; Cestoda; Cyclophyllidea; Taeniidae
Source: the annotation of a GenBank genome assembly